Polyodon spathula (Mississippi paddlefish) is the source of this 5907-nucleotide messenger RNA. RefSeq names its product disheveled-associated activator of morphogenesis 2-like. Gene Ontology annotation, molecular function: small GTPase binding; actin binding. The transcript has 26 exons. The coding region runs from base 292 to 3534 and encodes 1080 amino acids. The record is from RefSeq and is a predicted model, not a curated record. Gene Ontology annotation, biological process: actin cytoskeleton organization; positive regulation of canonical Wnt signaling pathway; negative regulation of oligodendrocyte differentiation. Lineage: Eukaryota; Metazoa; Chordata; Actinopteri; Acipenseriformes; Polyodontidae.
GAGACUGAAGCCUGAAGCACUCAGCAGUUGAGCACUGCACAGAGAGGAGCAGGCAUAACACACAGCUCCGGAUUACUGCAGGACUGUCCAAAGUGGGGAUACUGUCUCAUUUGUGGAAGUAAACUGUCUGCCUGUCUCUGCUGACCGGUACACAUAGUAUCUGCAGACCUGAGGACCGCUGCCUGCGCUUACAGGGCUGAAUUCAGGGGGUUCAGGAGAAAAGAAGCAGUAACUCCUCAAGACAUCUGGUUUUAAGAUCAUGCCCCCUAGAUAGCAGUCACGGCAGUGAGAAUGCCCCCCCGGAAACGGACACGCCCCGCUCUGGGGUUCCUGUGCUGCUUCGGCAGCAGUGAGCUCCCCGAGAUCAACCUGAAGGACACUGUGCCCCUGCAGUUCCUGGAGUUCAGCGUGCCCAUGCCGCCUGCCGAGGAGCUGCACGCCCGCUUCUCAGAGCUCGUGGAUGAGUUAGAUCUCACUGAUAAGAACCGAGAGGCGAUGUUUGCCCUGCCAGCUGAGAAGAAAUGGCAGAUCUACUGCAGCAAGAAGAAGGAGCAGGAAGACCCCAAUAAGCUGGCUACCAGCUGGCCGGACUAUUACAUGGACCGCAUCAACUCCAUGGCUGCUAUGCAGACUCUUUUUGCCUUUGAUGAAGAGGAGAUUGAGAUGCGGAGCAAAGUGGUGGAGGAUCUGAAAACAGCCCUGCGGACACAACCAAUGAGGUUUGUGACACGUUUCAUUGAGCUGGACGGGCUCACCUGCCUGCUCAACUUCCUGAAGAGCAUGGACUACGAGACGUCGGAGAGCCGCAUUCACACCUCGCUCAUCGGCUGCAUCAAGGCUCUGAUGAACAACUCGCAGGGGCGCUCCCACGUCCUGGCGCACCCCGAAAGCAUCAACAUCAUCUCCCAAAGCCUGCGGCAGGACAACAUCAAGACCAAGGUGGCCGUGUUGGAGAUCCUGGGCGCUGUCUGCCUGGUACCAGGCGGGCACAAGAAAGUCCUGCUGGCCAUGUGCCACUACCAGAAGUACAGCGCUGAGAGGACACGCUUCCAGACGCUAUUGAAUGAACUGGACAGAAGCACAGGGCGCUACAGGGAUGAGGUGAACCUAAAAACAGCCAUCAUGUCCUUCAUCAACGCAAUCUUGAACGCAGGUGCAGGGGAGGACAACUUGGAGUUCCGCCUGCACUUAAGAUACGAGUUUUUGAUUUUAGGAAUACAGCCAGUAAUCGACAAGUUGAGAGGGCACGAGAAUGCAACCCUCGACAGGCACCUAAACUUCUUUGAAAUGGUUCGAAACGAGGAUGACUUGGAGCUUGCCAAGCGCUUUGAUAUGGUGCACAUUGACACCAAGAGUGCCACACAGAUGUUUGACAUAAUCAAGAAGAAGCUGACCCAUUCAGAAGCCUACCCCUACCUACUCUCGAUCCUUCAGCACUGCCUUCAGAUGCCAUAUAAGCGCAGUGAAGGGAACCUGCAGCAGUGGCAGCUCCUCAACCGCAUCCUGCAGCAGAUCGUCCUGCAGGAUGACAGGGGCGAGGACCCCGAUGUGGCGCCCCUGGACAACUUCAACGUGAAGAACAUCAUCCACAUGUUAGUUAAUGAAAAUGAAGUGAAGCAAUGGAGAGACCAAGCAGAAAAAUUCAGAAAAGAACACGCGGAGCUGCUGGCCCGCCUGGAGAAGAAGGAGCGGGAGUGCGAGACCAAGACGCAGGAGAAGGACGACAUGAUGAAGACCCUCAACAAGAUGAAGGACAAGCUGCAGAAGGAGUCUGUGGAGCUGAGGCACACCCGAGAACAGGUGGUGGACCUGGCAUCCAGAAUCAACGAGCUAGCGCAGGGCGGCACCAUCCUCUUCCCUCCUCCCCCUCCUCCCCCUGGUGACCCAUUAGCCCUGCAUCCCCCUCCCGUCUACCCACCUCCCCCGCCCCCCAUGCCUUUCUACGGAAAGAGGUCGGGUGGGGGAGGGGGAGGAGGGGGUGGGGGGGGACCACCCCCUCCCCCUGGGGCUCCACCCUUCUUCUGCACUGGGGUCCUGCCAUCCCCCGGACCCCCUUCCUUCCACACCACCACCACCCUGAGAAAGAAGUGCAUCCCCCAGCCAUCACACCCCCUCAAGUCCUUCAACUGGUCAAAGCUAGGAGAGAACAAGAUCAGCGGAACCAUCUGGCAUGAGAUUGAUGACAUGCAGGCCUUCAAGGUUCUAGAUCUUGAGGACUUUGAGAAGAUGUUCUCAGCAUAUCAGAGGCAACAGGACCUGCUCACUAACUCCUCCUUCAGACAGCAAAAGGAGACAGGCUCCAUGGACGACCUCUACCUGACCACCCGGAAGGUCAAGGAGCUGUCCGUCAUCGACGGGAGGCGAGCCCAGAACUGCAUCAUCCUGCUCUCCAAGCUGAAGCUCUCCAACGAGGAGAUCAGAAGAGCCAUCUUAGAAAUGGAUGAGCGGGAGGACCUUGCCAAAGACAUGCUGGAACAGCUGCUGAAGUUUGUUCCUGAGAAGAGCGAUAUCGACCUCCUGGAAGAGCACAGGCAUGAGAUUGAGCGCAUGGCCAGAGCUGACCGCUUCCUCUUCGAGAUGAGCAGGAUUGACCACUACCAGCAGAAGCUACAGGCCCUGUUCUUCAAGAAGAAGUUUGCUGAGCGUCUCGCUGAAGCCAAACCCAAAGUGGAAGCGAUCCUGACUGCCUCAUGGGAGGUCAUUCGCAGUAAGAGGUUGAAGCAAGUGCUGGAGGUGGUGCUGGCAUUCGGAAACUUCAUGAACAAGGGCCAGCGAGGCAACGCCUAUGGCUUCAAGAUGUCCAGCCUCAACAAAAUCGCUGACACUAAGUCCAGUAUAGACAGGAAUAUCACCAUGUUGCACUAUUUGAUAAUGAUCUUUGAAAAGAGUUACCCUGAUAUCCUCAAUAUACAGCAAGACCUGCAGAGGCUGCCAGAAGCUGCCAAAGUCAACUUGGCUGAACUGGAGAAGGAGGUUUAUCACAUUAAGAACGGUUUGAAGGCUCUUGAAGCGGAGCUGGAGUACCAGAAGAGCAGCAUUCCAGAGCGAGGCGACAAGUUUGUGCCGGUGGUGAGCAACUUCAUCACGGUGGCUAGUUUCCGGUUCUCUGAGCUGGAGGAUCAGCUGAGCGAGGCCAAGGACAAGUUCUCCAAGGCCCUGCAGCACUUUGGGGAAGAUGAGGGCCGCAUGCAGCCGGAUGAGUUCUUUGGGAUCUUCGACACGUUCCUGCAGUCAUUCAGCGACGCUCAGCAAGACCUGGAGAACAUGAGGCGCAAGAAAGAGGAGGAGGAGCGACGCGCACGCAUGGAGGCCAUGCUGAAGGAGCAGCGUGAGAAGGAGCGGAGGCUGAAGAAGACCAAGGCAGGCAGCAUCUCGGAGGAGAGUGGCGAGUUCGAUGACCUGGUGUCAGCCCUGCGCUCGGGGGAGGUGUUCGACAAGGACCUGUCCAAACUGAAACGCAACCGCAAGAGAUCGGGGAGCCAGCUGGUGGAGGGCAGUAGCCGAGAGCGCGCUGUCACAAAGGUCAAUUACUGACCAGUGAGUGCUGAGCUCCUACUCUCAAUUAAUAUACAGAUAUAUUCGUUGCAGGAGUAAACACAGGGCCACUUAAGGUAGAUUGUAAUGUGCUUUCCCAAUGACUGCGGCCAGCCAAGCUGUCUUUUCACAGCCAGCCUGGAAUGUAGAGAGAUUGGGAUCAGUUUUCCAAGUGCCUCUGCUCCACAGACUGCCUAGUGGAUUGACUUUUUUGAGGGGGGGGGGGGGGGGGGGGUCAUGACUGGUACUUUUUUUUUUUUUUUAAAAAGGAUGACCUGAUACUGGCUCACGUCCAGUGCCAAAGCAAAAAAAAAACUCAUCAUUUAUGUAUUUGUACAGAGAGUCGUGAAGAUUCCACAAUCCCACUUGCUUUUUCUUUUUUUUCAUCACUACCCAACUUUGUGUUUUUAGAGGCUUGUGACUCACUUUCUGCUGAAGGACACAGUAUUUUCCUCUUUCAAGGCAACUUCCUGGAAAGUUCUCAUUUGUUUGGUGCUGGGGAAUCAGCCAAGUCCAGAAUUGAAAAUCACUCAAUGCAGUCUCCCGUGCACCACACCGCUAAGAAAACAAAGAAGUAUGAUUGCAAGUUUUGUAUGUGUGUGUUUGUGAACUCUGUGGAGGCUGGAGAAGAAUGUAAUAUCCUUCCAUUAACAGUAGCAUAUUAACACAGCACUUCACUGCACUGCAUUGCUAGUUUUACAAGCUUUCUAGAAACCACAAUUCUGUACAGAUAAAUGACAAGAUAGUUUAGCACUUGCCUAGCAGUGUUUUUCUGGUACUACUCUGUUGGUUGUCCCAGCUGAUUAAAUAUAAUAUGUUGGCAGACUCCUCGCGGUACUAUUUCCCAUUGUCUUCUAUAUAGCACUACCAUCAACAAUGACUUUACACCACUGAAGAACCCUGCUGCAAGAACUUCUUCAGGAGCGCUCAAGAAACCUGCUUUUAGUCAGCUGUUAAUGACUGUUAAUAAGGUAGUGGUGGGGUAUACUAGUACUGGUUGAAUCCAGUACAGACAGACACCGUAUUGUUGUUACAUAUGUAAUGCAGUCUUGCACAAAGGAGGUAAACACAUUUUGGUUAUUAUUUUUGUUGUUGUUUGUUAAAAGAACUUAUUUAGAGAACAUAACCAAAAGGACUAAUUGUGAUACUUCUAAGCACCUUUCAUAACUGAGAUCCUCCUGCAAACCAUUUGCAAGUCUCUUGUUUGCUCUGCCUGCCUUUCUGUAGCAGAGGGCUCUCCUUUUGCGGGGAAUAGUGAACUCCAAGGUAAUUUGCAACAAGGACUAGAUACAGCAGCCCUCUAAGUUCAUUUUCUGAAACUGAGACAAAGGAUUACAAGCUGCAUAAAUGUGGACACAAAUGAGGAGAGAAGAGAAGAGAUUAUGGCAGCCAACAGUUUACCAUUAGGAGAUCAGGCCUGCUUGUCCUGGAAAGGAGAGGAGAGAGAAACAGAUCAGAGAUUUUGGAAGAUACCGUCAUCUCUUAUUCUAUUGCUGUGUCGCAGUACAAGUUUAAGAAAAUCACAGUUCAGAGUUUAUUCAGGGUCAUUAUGGGUCUGAUUUGUCACCGCAUAGAAGGAAGGAAAUGGUCCCAGUAAAAUGCAUUUCCUUUCAGAUGCUGUAAAUAUUCAGUCAUUGGGUGCUGUGUUGAUUUUAAGAGGAUGUAAGCCAUUUCGAAAGCUUUCCUGAGUUGCAUCUGGAGUUUGUAUAAAAGGGUAAGGCCGCACUUUUUAGGCUCCUCUCAGGGUGUUUUUGAGACCCUUAUAGUUUCUGAAGUGUUAAGCCCCCUGGCAGUGAAUAUACAAGCAUUAUGGGUAAUGGUCUAGCUUGUAAUCAUCAUGGACUACUGUAGAAAAGGUAGUUGGGAUAGGUUUGCUAAAGGGUUAGGGAAAGAAAACAAAUGCAACUUCGGUCAGUUACUAGAAUCAUUGAACAAUUUCAGGAGAAAUUCAGUGAGUUUGGCAUUUGUUUGAAUGUUGUGAUAAACUGAAUUUUGUGGCACCCCUUUAGUGAAUACAGAAUUCUGUGCCCCGAAGGCCAGUCCUUUUCACAUCAUCAGCAUUGCAACCAUCUCUUUUUUGCAUUAGCUUUGGUACUGUUUACUGGGGGAGUGAAAAUUUGAUUUUUUUUUUUUUUUAUCAAGGGUUUUGGAUCCUUUUUGUUUUUGAGCUAAAGCAGCACUCUGAAGAAACUGCUACCCCAAAAAAGAGGCUCCCUUCUGGCAAAUUACUGCAGACCAGAACUGCCCUUUAGAACAUGGAAAAGGUAUAAUCGCUGGAAUGUGUUUUUCCUACAUUGUACACCUCAAGUUCAUCAGAUGGCAUUACCUGCUGGCAAACCUUUCUUACUUUAUUAAAGCUUUAUUCAAAUGGAA